Messenger RNA from Stomoxys calcitrans (stable fly), 812 nucleotides. RefSeq lists its product as uncharacterized. The record is from RefSeq and is a predicted model, not a curated record. The transcript has 3 exons. Gene Ontology annotation, biological process: sleep; regulation of synaptic transmission, cholinergic; positive regulation of voltage-gated potassium channel activity. Lineage: Eukaryota; Metazoa; Arthropoda; Insecta; Diptera; Muscidae. Bases 250 to 711 code for a protein of 153 amino acids.
AACAUUUUAUCUGAAUGUUGUAACGCCCCAUUAUAAAUAUAUAUGCUUGUAAACAGUUUUAUUAACGUUUUUCUCAAACUAUUAACGAUGGCGGCGGAACACAGCCGAAUUAAAGCAAACGGCGUUAUGCUCAGAGGUGUUGGCUCAGAUAAAACUGGUGUUUAUUUGCCACUCUGCACAAAAGAAGGUUGAUGGGCAUAUACAAUAGAAUCGUAAAAUAUAUGAAAUCAAAAAAUUAAACAAAUAAAUAUGCUCAAAUUAAGUGUUCAAAUAACUGUGAUAAUUGUUUCGUUAUGUUUAAUACAUUCCUCCGAGGCAUUGCUAAGACGUUGUUUCCAAUGUCGUUCUCGAGGGGAAUUGGGUAGCUGUAAAGAUCCAUUUACCUUCAACGCGACAGAUGUUGAAAAGGAAUCGGGAGUUGCAGCAAUUCCUUGUGCGUCGGGAUGGUGCGGCAAAGUUAUUGAAGGGGGCGGAACCUACGCUGUAGAUGAUUACGAUCAAGCCAUUCAACGCAUGUGUGUUCAACGUGGACCUGAUGACAAUCAAGAUCGAUGCGCUAAUACCGUUUACAACUACAAAAAAGUGUACAUGUGCUUCUGUCAAGGUGACUUGUGCAAUGGCAGUGAGAAGGCAAUAAAUCACCGAAAUACAAUGAAACUGAUUAUACUAGGUGCAAUAAUGUUAGCGGUGGUUUACAACAGAUAUAUAUAACAUAGAAAAACAUUGUUAUAAGUGAUUUAAUUGAGUAUAUGUAUACACAAUCAAUGAUUUAAAAUAAAAGCGUAUUUAAAAAAAUUUAAUCAAAAUAGAUA